Messenger RNA from Neolamprologus brichardi, 732 nucleotides. The record is from RefSeq and is a predicted model, not a curated record. Lineage: Eukaryota; Metazoa; Chordata; Actinopteri; Cichliformes; Cichlidae.
AAGAUGGAAUUAUGCGAUUGUUAUUAUUUUUUUUCAUUUGGGCUUUUGCUUUUAUUUAACAGUUGAGCAGUGAAGAGCAGCACACAUCAGACUCACAGCCUUCAGAAAUAAGGCGUAUGGACACCUGCUCAACCAAUCGAACGGUGAUCCUGACGGGUCCACAGGACGUUCACGCCCUCCGAGGUACCAGCGUCCUCCUGGACUGUUGUUUCGUUGUAGAUCCUCGGCUGAGCGGUUACCAUGUGGUCUGGAGGCAAGGCGACCGGAAACUAUCAGAGUCUAGUGUCGAUAAAAGGUACAUGAUCUUUGACAACGGUACGCUCAGAGUAACGGACGUCCAAUUAAACGACACCGCUGAAUAUUCCUGUGAGGUCAUCACGGAUGUGGACAAGGUUACCGCCCAGGCCUCCAUCACCGUCAUCGACCCUGAUUCUCCACAAAAACCUGGCUGAUAAGCACCUGCACCAUCGGGCUGUUGCUUCUGAUAGUCUUCAUCCUCACAUGGUGCAAGCACAGCAAAUACAGAGGUUAUGUUACCUGCAUAUUCACAACGUGCCACAGACACAAAUUAUUUUCAAAUGUUCACAUUAGUUACAUAUGUUCAAUUAAAAAAAGAGCUGCAAUGAAAUACAGUUUAUUAAUUCAGCAGAUUUCAGCAGGAGGAAGCAUCCACAUCCCACAGUAUACAAAAAAGAAACACUGGAACAGUUUUCAAUGCUUUUUACACAACGA